AUGGAGGGGCACAGCUCCCAUAACAGCAACGAAGUCGCCGACAACCGCGCCGCCGCCAUAUCACCAUUGCCACCGCCUCCAGGGCGUGCCCAACAUGACAUGUACAUUGUCCAAUUCCCAAAAGACCAAGUCUACCGCGUGCCACCACGUGAGAAUGCAUUGAUCAUCGAAAAACACCGCAACCCACCACCAGCUCAGAAAAGGCGCGGUUGUUGCUGUCUCAGCGGCUGUUGCGGUUGUGGCCCUCGCAUCUGGCUUACCAUUGCUCUAAUCAUUAUUUCCAUCGUUGCCAUUGUUGGCAUAGCUAUAGCCAUCUUGUACUUCAUCUUCAACCCCACGGGACCCACGUUUUCUGUCUCCGAUGUUGUCGUGAAGAACCUUGGAAACAAGAACUCGCGACCACAGUACGAGGUUUCGUUGAGGGCCAAGAACCCGAAUCAAAGGAUGGGGAUUGAUUAUGCAAAUGGGGAUGUUUGGAUGCUGUUCGAGGAGACCAAGGUUGCCACGGGGAGGUAUCCGAUGAUGGAACAAGAUCGUAAUGAGUCCUCAACGGUGAAAGUUGAGUUAACUGGAUCCAACGGAGCGUUGCCAAAGGGUAUGAAUAGUGGCAUAAAAUCCAACAAGACACUUCCUUUGAAAUUAGAGAUGAAACUUGGGGUUAGGAUCCAAGCUGGUGGACUCGAAACGUGGACUAUGAAGGCGAAUGUGGCGUGUGAGUUUGAGGUUAGCGGUCUCGGGAGCGACACGCGAGUCUUGUCACAACAAUGCGAUACCAAUUUCAAGCAAUAUUGA
This is a messenger RNA of Abrus precatorius (Indian licorice), 792 nucleotides long. Its product is annotated as NDR1/HIN1-like protein 13. Lineage: Eukaryota; Viridiplantae; Streptophyta; Magnoliopsida; Fabales; Fabaceae. Bases 1 to 792 code for a protein of 263 amino acids. The transcript has a single exon. The record is from RefSeq and is a predicted model, not a curated record. Gene Ontology annotation, cellular component: plasma membrane.